Molecule: messenger RNA, 1888 nt
Organism: Cornus florida
Lineage: Eukaryota; Viridiplantae; Streptophyta; Magnoliopsida; Cornales; Cornaceae
Product: cytochrome c oxidase assembly protein COX15-like
Exons: 8
Coding region: 89-1507 (472 amino acids)
Biological process (GO): heme A biosynthetic process
Cellular component (GO): mitochondrial inner membrane
Molecular function (GO): oxidoreductase activity, acting on NAD(P)H, heme protein as acceptor
Source: RefSeq, a predicted model, not a curated record
AAGGUUAAACCCACCUGACCGAUUGACUGAUAUCAGCUCGCUCGUGAGAGAGAGAGAGAGAGAGAGAGAGAGGAGAAACAGGGCGGCCAUGUUUGGGAGGAGACUGGUAUCGUCGCUUCUCAAAAGGAGUAAAGACCUAAAUAAGAGCAUAUACUACAAUGUCAAGGGAUCAUCAACUAGGGUUUUGAAUGAACCAUCUCUAAACCCUUGCAGAUUCUACUCUGUUAAUGUUGCUGGUCGUAGUACUACUACUCCUGUUACGGCAAGGAACUCCAUUUUCUAUGGCUUUAGAUCUACAGUCCAUCAUCAUCAUCGUCUUAAGGAUUUUUGUACGCCGUCAUUUAGGAAUAUGUGUACCAUGACAUCUGCCAACAUGAUAAAUAAGGAGGGUUUGAAGCUUUUGGUUACUGCUGGGCCCCAUGCGCAGAAAGUUGUUGGAAUAUGGCUUUUUGCUUCUGCUGCAUGGGUGUUUAGUAUGGUGGUGCUUGGGGGUGUCACACGACUUACUCGAUCUGGUCUUUCGAUGACUGACUGGAAAUUCACCGGUGACCUUCCUCCUCUAUCAGAUGAUGACUGGUUGAUUGAGUUUGAGAAAUAUAAGCAAUCCCCCGAGUACAAGCGUGUAAACAAAGGGAUGAGCAUUGAAGAUUUCAAGUUCAUUUAUUGGAUGGAAUAUGCACAUCGUAUGUGGGGAAGAGGACUGGGUAUCAUGUUCGCACUGCCAUUUUCAUAUUUUCUUCGUAAGGGAUACAUUACUCUGCAACUUGGAAUGAGACUUUCUGUUUUAUUUGCCCUGGGUGCUGGACAGGGACUAAUCGGUUGGUGGAUGGUUAAAAGUGGAUUGGAGGAGCCACCAUCUGAAUAUUCUCAACCUAGAGUAAGCCCUUACCGCCUAGCAGCUCAUCUUACGUCAGCUUUCGUUAUUUACUGUGGCCUGUUUUGGACUGCUCUUUCUGUUGUUAUGCCUGAACCACCUGCUGAAUCAGUUGCUUGGGUUCGUGGGGCAGCAAAAGUUAAGAAACUUGCCCUUCCUCUAAGCAUCCUCGUUGGCAUCACUGCGGUAUCAGGAGCAUUUGUUGCAGGGAAUGAUGCUGGACAUGCAUUUAAUACUUUUCCGAAGAUGGGUGAUACAUGGAUUCCAGAUGAUAUUUUUAGCAUGAAGCCACUUAUCCGCAAUUUCUUUGAGAACACAUCAAUGGUGCAGCUUGACCAUCGUAUCCUUGCGACUGCAACCUUAGUUUCAAUUGGCGGCUUUUGGUGGUCAAUGAGAAACCUGGACAUUCAUCCCGCCAUACGAUCUUUAAUUGGAACCACCAUGGGCAUGGCAGCUCUUCAGGUGACUUUGGGGAUAUCAACACUUCUCUCUUAUGUACCUGUUUCGUUAGGCACUGCUCAUCAGGCUGGAGCUUUAACUCUUUUGACACUUAUGAUACUGCUUAAUCACACUGUGCGAAAGCCUUCAUUGUCGCUUCUAAAAACUCUUCCUUUAGUUGCAAAGUCGAACUGAUAGUUUCAGCCUAGGAAUUUGUAUCGCGGAUUAUAAUUAUUCAUCAGUUCACAUUUUAAAUGUUGACUGUUCAUCAGUUGCCUGUUGUCAAGGUCAGUGGAAUAUUCAUCAGUUGCCCAUUGUCAAGGUUUGACUGGUGUUGGAAAGAGCCACAGGCCCCCUACUCCCUUUUAAAUCUGAAAUGCGGACUGACAACGGUGCAUACGAUAAAAUGCAAGGACCAAUGCUGUGUAUUGCAGUGUUAACAUGACAUCAAUAGAGGUACAGUGUGAGUUUGGUGGAUUACUUUAAGGUCCGAAAGUUUGACAUAUAAAAGCUUCUAUUUGCAAAAGUAUCGUUCAUUAAUAGGAGAAUUACUUGGACUGUGGUCUUUAAAAUUUA